AGGCAGACGGCCCCUCCUCACUUCCUCCUCCUGGGGAAUCAGAGCUAUUGUCUUGCCUGGCUUCCCCAUCCCACGACCCUGUCUGGUCACAAACACCCCACCAGCAAGCUCGGGGCACAUCUUGGAAGCAGCCAAAGGGGACUGCGAUGGGACGGGAGCCAUGAAUGGUGCCGCCCCCGGGCCUAGCCCCGCCGUCCCUGCUCCGGUCCCAGACUGGCGGCAGUUCUGCGAGCUGCACGCACAGGUGGCCGCCGUGGACUUCGCACACAAGUUCUGUCGCUUCCUUCGGGACAACCCUGCCUACGACACUCCUGACGCCGGGGCCUCCUUCUCGCACCACUUCGCGGCCAACUUCCUGGACAUCUUCAGAGAAGAGGUGCAGCGGGUGCUGGUGGCCGGGCCGGCAUUGCGGGAGACAGCGGAGCACGAGGCCAUGGAGCCCGAGGCCUCCGCACCCCCGACCCUCAAGACGGCUACCUGCGGCCACUCCCGCAGCUCGGAGGAUGUGUCCGGCUCUGCCGCCAAGACCCGCGCCCGCAAGGGCUUCUCGCUACGCAACAUGAGCCUGUGCGUGAUGGACGGCGUGCGCGACAUGUGGCACCGCCGUGCCUCCCCGGAGCCUGAUGCGAGUGCCGCCCCCCGGGCCACCGAGCCCUCAGCAGAGCCGCGCGACAAGUGGAUGCGGCGCCUGCGGCUGUCGCGGACCCUGGCCGCCAAGGUGGAGCUGGUGGACAUCCAGCGCGAGGGUGCGCUGCGCUUCAUGGUGGCCGAUGACGCAGCCACGGGGCCCGGAGGCACCGCGCAGUGGCAGAAGUGUCGCCUGCUCCUGCGCAGGGCCGUGGCCAGCGAGCGAUUCCGCCUGGAGUUCUUUGUGCCACCCAAGGCCUCCAGACCCAAGGUCAGCAUCCCCCUGUCAGCCAUCAUCGAGGUCCGCACCACCAUGCCCCUGGAGAUGCCAGAGAAGGACAACACCUUUGUGCUCAAGGUGGAGAACGGAGCUGAGUACAUCCUGGAGACCAUCGACUCACUACAGAAGCACUCAUGGGUGGCUGACAUCCAGGGCUGCGUGGACCCUGGUGACAGCGAGGAAGACGCUGAGCUGUCCUGUGCCCAGGGAGGCUGUCUGGCCAGCCACGUGGGCUCCUGCAGCUGUGAGCUCCUGACAGAUGCAGACUUACCCCAGCCCCCAGAGACACCAGCACCUGGUGCAGUGGUGACAGCCCCAUACAGCCGUGCUCGAGAUGCCCUCGGAGAGUCCCUGCCGCAUGUCCCGCUAGAGACCUUCCUUCAGACCCUGGAGUUCCCAGGCACCAGCAGUGGUGACAGCAAUAACACAGGGGAAGAGGGUGCUGAGCCAGAUCCCAAUGUGGAGCCCAAGCUGGAACUCUCUGACUACCCCUGGUUCCACGGGACACUGUCACGGGUCAAGGCCGCACAGCUGGUGCUGGCAGGAGGGCCCCGGAGCCAUGGCCUCUUCGUCAUCCGCCAGAGUGAGACCCGGCCCGGGGAAUACGUGCUGACCUUCAACUUCCAGGGCAAGGCCAAGCACCUGCGCCUGUCCCUGAAUGGCCACGGCCAGUGCCACGUGCAGCAUUUGUGGUUCCAGUCCGUGCUGGACAUGCUGCGCCACUUCCACACCCACCCCAUCCCCCUGGAGUCAGGGGGCUCCGCCGACAUCACUCUACGAAGCUAUGUGCGGGCCCAGGGACCCCCACCUGGUAAGAUGUCCCCACCUGGCCCCUGUGAUAGAGCUAGAUAGGCAGCCGCCCAGCAUGUCUGGGGGGUGGGGCGGGAGGCUGAGCAACAAGUUCCGCGACCAGCACCAGCUCCUCAGGUACGCCCCUCCCUGAGCCCAGUGGCGGAGACUGUGAGCUGCGGGCGUGGGGGUGGGGAUGGAGGCAGUGGCAGCCCCGCCCCCAGGUCCCAGUGGUCCCUGGUUGGGUAGGGGGUCCUCAGAGUGGCACAGUUGGGUUCCCUGCAGCCCUGUACAGCUGUGGUUCACCCCUGGCGGGGUGCAUAAAGGGUUCAGCCUAGGCUGGUGGGGUGCUGUGUGCGACCCCAGAAGGUGGGCUGUCA
Molecule: messenger RNA, 2076 nt
Organism: Fukomys damarensis (Damara mole-rat)
Lineage: Eukaryota; Metazoa; Chordata; Mammalia; Rodentia; Bathyergidae
Gene: Sh2b2
Product: SH2B adaptor protein 2
Exons: 8
Coding region: 161-1759 (532 amino acids)
Biological process (GO): antigen receptor-mediated signaling pathway; intracellular signal transduction
Cellular component (GO): plasma membrane
Molecular function (GO): transmembrane receptor protein tyrosine kinase adaptor activity
Source: RefSeq, a predicted model, not a curated record